CAAACCAGUAAACAGUCGUUCGUUACCAGUGACGACUUAAAGACAGAAAGUCGACAUUUUUGUAACAGUAUUUUAGUGUUUAUUUGCAGUUAUAAUUACUUUUAUUGCUGGCCUGUUGAAUUUAUGAACUUUAUAAGGGUUGAUGAAAAUUUAUCAGCAAAAUCAAUUAUAACAACAUGUUUAGCACGUGCAACCAUCACUACAACAAACGGCUUUCUCACUUUUGCCAAAAACACGACGAGGUCAUUUGUGCUAAAUGUAUUCCGGAAUCCCACGAAGGAUGCCAAAAUGUACAGCUCAUUGAAAAAGCUGCCGAUACUGCCAAAUUUGGAUACGCUCUGAGUUCUUUGGAAUCGCGAAUUCAAAACUUAAAACUAGUCGUUACAGAUAUGCUUAAAGUGAAUGCAGAUAAUUUCUCAACACUAAAUGAUCAAAAACAAACAAUUAAGAAGAAGAUCAAGCAAAUUCGAAAUGGCAUAAACGCGUAUCUUGAGAAGUUGGAGAAUGAACUCGGGAAUGACCUUAUGGAAAAGUAUAAAGUAUGUGUGAAAGAAAUUGAUAAGGAAAGGCAACAAUAUUUACAGCAAAAAGAAACUUUGGAUGAUUGGACUCGUGAAAUAAAAGCAAUGAAAAAUCACGCUUCUAGUGUUCAUCUGUUUUCUAUGGCGAAGCUGUUGCAUCCUAGACAAAAAGCAAAUGAGGAUUCUGUACAAAAGCGCCUAGCAGAUUCUAAAACUUCAAACAUUGACUUUGAGCAGUCCAGAAUACUACUAGACUUUAAAAGACUCGUCAUGUCGUACGGGAAGAUAUCUAUCAGAGAAUCGCCGGCUUUGAUGUCUUCUACCCAUAGAAAAGCUUUCGCUAUUCCAUUAUUAUCUCGAAAUGAUAAACCUCCGUCUCCAGUAAUAAGCAAAUUUGAAACAUCGGUAUUUGGAAAUAAUGUUGAUGUUAUAAGAGGUUGCUUUUUACCAGAUGACAGACUCUUUAUACCAGACAAUAAAAGCAAAACUAUAUACGUCUGUAAAAUGAACGGAGCAAAUAUUAAAAAAAUCAAAUUAAGACACAAUCCAAAAGACGCCUGUGUCCUUGAUAGAUCUCACGCGUUAGUAACAUGUGGAGACAGCGGUAUCAUGAUGAUAGAUUUACGAACUUUAUCCCCGGGAACUAUGAUUAUCCCUGGUGGACAUUGUACUGCCAUAAGUUGUACGGGGGACAAAAUAUUUGUAGUGAACGACGAGUGCAAAGUAAGUGUGGUUGAUCUUAAAGGAAAAGUACUAAAGCGAAUCACCACACGGUACGACCCAUACAUGAUAACAAGCAAUAAAACUGGUGUAAUAUUCUGGACCAAUUAUAACAAUAACAAUGUCAACAGUAUCCUACCAAAUGGAACUAGCCAAAAUCUGUAUUCUGGUUCUGAUUUGCGCGAAAGCACUGGAAUCGCAACAGACAACCGUGGAAACGUAUACGUCGCAGGUUGUGAUUCGUCCAAUAUUAUCAGAGUUUCAAGAACCGAUAAAUCAAGCAUAACUAUGUAUGCUAAACGGGAUGGAAUAAGUAGUCCUUUAGGAAUUGCUUUGAGCACAGACAAAACGAAGCUUAUGGUCAUAAACAACAAACAGAUCAGAGUUUAUAGAACGCAUUCAAAUUAAUCAAAUCUUUUAAAAUUUCUUCUACACCUUUUUGAAUGUAUGUGUUGUAUCAAAUACUGUGCGUCGUGAUAUAUUUUUAAUGCAAUUGUGUUAGAAAUACCUUUUUUCAAUUUACCAACACAACCAUGUUUACAAAUAUGUGUAAAUAAAGAGACGUAAAUAAUCUAUUACUGGACACGAACGAAUCAAUUCCUCCAAUGAUCUCACGUAUCUAUUAACAUUAACGGUACCAAUUUUACUGUACCAGAUGUACAUUUUGACAAUAAAUGUCUCUUCAAUGAUGCUCGAGGCAAAAUAUUUGAAAAUCCAAAAUUAUUCCAAAAUGAAAAAGUUUUAUAUUUUACCAUAAAUGCUAAUUCAACCGCAGUGCCACAUCGUCCUUAUACGGAAGUUUCAAAAUCUCGUUUGAAAAUUAAAACUAAAACGAACUUCCUUAAAGACCACAAUUAAUUUCUGUCAUUUCAAAUGGGUUAUUAUAUUUGCAAAGAGGACAUAUUUUUUAUACUGUAUGUUGUUUUCGGUAUUUUAUUUUAUAUGUGGUUUUGCUAUAAUGAAUAAAAGAUUUGUCUAUUUUCA
Mytilus californianus (California mussel) is the source of this 2225-nucleotide messenger RNA. RefSeq lists its product as uncharacterized. The transcript is spliced from 2 exons. The record is from RefSeq and is a predicted model, not a curated record. Gene Ontology annotation, molecular function: protein binding. NCBI's taxonomy places the organism in Eukaryota, Metazoa, Mollusca, Bivalvia, Mytilida, Mytilidae. Bases 177 to 1649 code for a protein of 490 amino acids.